AUGAAUUUCCCCAAGCACCUCUCCUGGCUUCUCCUGCUGAGUUUUGGGACCUCUCUCCCUGCCGAUAACCUCCAAGCCCCGAAACACCCUGGAGAAGAAUUCCAAGGGCUCCCAAAUGAACCUGGCUUUGGGGAGGCCGGAGGUGUGAAGUGGCGGCGUUCGCCCGUCGAUCUGAACCCCCUUUUUAGCAUCGCCAAAGAACUUCAGAGCUUCGGGAAAGAGAAAGCGGGGAUCCGAUUCCGAUUUGGGAGGCAGGACGCAGACAAGAACCUCAACGCCAUCACAGAUCUGCUGGAGGAAGACGGCGAGAAAGAAGCCAAGAGUUUGGAGACCCUCACAGAACAAUGGAACGGCUACUACAACGGGAAGAAAAGCGGGUUUAGCAGCUGGUUUGGGAGGCGGAAACGAGAAGCGUUUUGUGUCAAAGGUAGCUUUCCUGGAGCUCCAAAGCUGACAGGAUCCAUUUGA
Ahaetulla prasina is the source of this 468-nucleotide messenger RNA. It is a transcript of the gene QRFP, whose product is annotated as pyroglutamylated RFamide peptide. The transcript has a single exon. Gene Ontology annotation, molecular function: orexigenic neuropeptide QRFP receptor binding. The coding region runs from base 1 to 468 and encodes 155 amino acids. NCBI's taxonomy places the organism in Eukaryota, Metazoa, Chordata, Lepidosauria, Squamata, Colubridae. The record is from RefSeq and is a predicted model, not a curated record.